Messenger RNA from Effrenium voratum, 1370 nucleotides. Lineage: Eukaryota; Dinophyceae; Suessiales; Symbiodiniaceae. The record is from the annotation of a GenBank genome assembly.
UCAUUUCAACAUUUCCUGCAACAUGGGCUCAAGUUCCGUGAGGAAGUAUGAGUGGGCAGGAAUAGCCUGUCAGCGCGUUCAGCGGCUCGCCAUGUCUGAAGCUGCGCCGGAUUUUUCUGCUUUUCUGCAGGCUCAGGCCGCUCAGGCCGGCCAGACUGAAACAGCAUUAGCUGCGACAGCUCCAGAAGGGGCCGAUGCAAAUGCGCUGCUGCAGCAGAUGGCUUUGUCUGGCUUUCCUGGCAUGGCUGGAGUAGGGAUCCCUGGCCUGGCUGCCGUUCCGGGCGUCGCGGGCGUCGGGGGCGUCGCGGGCGUCGCGGGCGUGCCUGGGGUGCCUGUGGUGCACCCAGGGUACGCAGCAGCUGCCGCUGCCCUGCAGCAAAAUGCAGUUGCCCUGUACUAUCAGGCGCUGCAAAGCUUGGCAGCUUCCGGUGCGACGGCUCAGCCUGAAGCUGCGGCAACAGGAGGUGGAGGAGGUGGCUUCAGCACCAAGCCGGGUGAUUGGAACUGCAAGAGCUGCGGCGAUCUCCAGUUUGCAAGGAAUACCAAGUGCCGUCGCUGCGGCGCGGACAAACCUAGUGACUCUGAACUAGCUGGACGGCCAGUUGUUGCUGCUGAUGGUCGCCCAAUGCGGCCUGGAGAUUGGAUUUGUCCCAACUGCAGUGACCACGUCUUUGCAAAGAAUGACGCUUGUCGAAAAUGCGGCACAACACGGCCGCCGGAGGUUUUGGCCGCCCUGGCUGCCAGAAGCACUCAGGUCGCGCGGGAUGGAGAUUGGAACUGCAAGAUGUGUGGGGAUCUGCAAUUCGCGCGGAACGCAACAUGCAGGCGGUGCGGAGCAGAGAAGCCAUCGGAUGCGGGGCUCACGCCUGCGGUUGCAACAGCUCCUGCGACUCCGUUGGCAGUGAGGAGUCCGGGGGGCGAUAUGCGCCCCGGUGACUGGAAUUGCCCUCGUUGCCACGACCACGUUUUUGCGAGAAACGAGCACUGCAGGCGUUGUGGAACUACACGUCCCACCGGUGCAGACAUGGCCGCCAUGGCGGCAGCUGGAACAUUGCCCCCCACCAUAGCUGCAGCACAGAUAGGUGGCGGAGACGCCCGCGGAGGUGGCGGAGGAGGAGGAGAUAUGAAACCUGGCGACUGGCGAUGCCCGCAGUGCAAAGACCUGGUCUUUGCCCGAAACGCUGCGUGCCGGAGAUGUGGAGCAACGAGGCCGGCUGAUCGAUCGCGAAGUCCAGUUCGAUAGAGGACUCGCUAGGCACCGUGCCGGGACUUGAGCGCCCGAAGUAUCAGGGAAUUAAAGAGAAGCUGUGGUGUGGCAAGGGCAUGGAGAGUUGUCACACUGCGGCAUAUUGUGACUUGUCUAUUGGAGC